AUGGAAGCUCGAGUUGGGGGGGACGGCGGCGCCGCCACAAGGAACAUUGUCCAGCACCACCAGUCGCGUGCUGCUGGGACGUCCCCUCAGCAGUCUCUGUCGCCCCAGAUUGGCACCGUGCCGCAGCUCUUCGCCGGCGGGGUUGCCGGAGCUUUCAGCAAAACCUGCACGGCCCCACUAGCUCGGCUCACCAUUCUGUUUCAGGUUCAGGGCAUGCACUCAGAUGUUGCAGUCAUGAGCAAGCCCUGUAUCUGGCGGGAGGCCUUGCGCGUGGUCAACGAAGAAGGUUUUCGAGCCUUUUGGAAAGGAAAUUUGGUCACGGUGACUCACCGGCUUCCGUACUCGUCGGUCAAUUUCUAUGCCUAUGAACAGUAUAAGAAGAUUCUGAAAUCGAUCCCUGGCCUUGAUGGGCAAGAAAAAAAUGCCGGUUCGGAUGUUUUUGUGCACUUUGUUGGCGGUGGAUUGGCCGGAAUAACUGCCGCCUCAGCUACUUACCCGUUGGAUCUUAUCAGAACACGUCUUGCAGCACAGAGAAAUGCGAUAUACUAUAAGGGCAUAAGUCAUGCUCUUCGUACCAUAUGCAGAGAUGAAGGUUUUCUUGGCUUAUACAAAGGAAUGGGGGCUACAUUACUGGGCGUUGGACCCAGCAUAGCUAUUAGCUUUUCAGUAUACGAGAGUUUGAGAUAUAAUUGGCAUUCUCGAAGGCCCCACGACUCUACUGUCUUGGUCAGUCUCGGAUGUGGCAGCCUUUCGGGCAUCGCAUCAUCAACAGUAACUUUCCCAUUGGACCUCGUGAGGCGAAGAAUGCAAUUGGAGGGUGCGGCUGGCCAAGCCCGAGUGUACAAUGUGGGCUUGCUCGGGACUUUUGGGCAGAUAAUUCGAACAGAAGGCUUUCGUGGACUGUAUAGAGGGAUUAUGCCGGAGUAUUGUAAGGUUGUUCCAACUGUCGGGAUUGUUUUCGUGACCUACGAAACACUGAAGAAGCUACUCUCGAACGGGGCUUUGAGUUAG
Messenger RNA from Striga hermonthica, 1011 nucleotides. The record is from the annotation of a GenBank genome assembly. Lineage: Eukaryota; Viridiplantae; Streptophyta; Magnoliopsida; Lamiales; Orobanchaceae.